UAUUAAUUUUUUUCAAAAUUAUAGAUGUCGAAAACUUCCUAAGGCUUUAAGAGAAUGGCAAGCCUUUUUAGAUUUAAAGAAAAAAAUUGAUGAUUUUAAUGAAAAAUGCCCAUUAUUACAAUUAAUGGCUCAUAAGGCAAUGCUACCAAGACAUUGGCAUAAAAUAUCAGAACUGAUUAAUUAUAAAUUUAAUAUAGAUUCUGAAACAUUCUCUCUUAGAGAUGUGAUAGAAGCACCUUUAUUAAAGUUUAAAGAUGAUGUGGAAGAUAUAUGCUUAGCAGCUGUAAAAGAACAAGAUAUUGAAGCAAAAUUAAAACAAAUAAUAGUUGAAUGGACUACAAAAGUAUUUUCAUUUUCCACUUUCAAGAAUCGUGGAGAAGUUUUAUUGAAAGGGCAAGAAACAACUGAUAUCAUAACAAAUUUGGAUGAUAGUUUGAUGGUUUUAGGAUCAUUACUAAGUAAUAGGUAUGAAAAGAGCAUAAAUAAUUUUGUUUAA
Centruroides sculpturatus (bark scorpion) is the source of this 496-nucleotide messenger RNA. Its product is annotated as dynein heavy chain 5, axonemal-like. Gene Ontology annotation, molecular function: dynein intermediate chain binding; minus-end-directed microtubule motor activity; dynein light intermediate chain binding. Gene Ontology annotation, cellular component: dynein complex. Gene Ontology annotation, biological process: microtubule-based movement. Lineage: Eukaryota; Metazoa; Arthropoda; Arachnida; Scorpiones; Buthidae. The record is from RefSeq and is a predicted model, not a curated record. Bases 125 to 496 code for a protein of 123 amino acids. The transcript is spliced from 2 exons.